CACACACACCACUAGCUACACUUGGACCACAAGAUAUCGGUUCGUUGCCACGCACGAUGAGAGCGUUCGUGUUGUUCGCCGUGGUUGCCAUGGCGGCCAGCAUGGCCGUCGCCGAGCAGUGCGGCUCGCAGGCCGGCGGGGCGACCUGCCCCAACUGCCUCUGCUGCAGCCGCUUCGGCUGGUGCGGCUCCACCUCGGACUACUGCGGCGACGGAUGCCAGAGCCAGUGCUCCGGCUGCGGCGGCGGCAGCACGCCCGUCACGCCCACCCCAUCGGGCGGCGGCGGCGUGUCCUCCAUCGUCUCACGCGCCCUCUUCGACCGCAUGCUUCUCCACCGCAACGACGGCGCCUGCCAGGCCAAGGGCUUCUACACCUACGACGCCUUCGUCGCCGCCGCAUCCGCCUUCCGGGGCUUCGGCACCACCGGCGGCACCGACACCCGGAAGCGCGAGGUGGCCGCCUUCCUGGCCCAGACCUCCCACGAGACCACCGGCGGGUGGGCGACGGCACCGGACGGAGCUUUCGCCUGGGGCUACUGCUUCAAGCAGGAGCGUGGCGCCACCUCCAACUACUGCACUCCGAGCGCGCAGUGGCCGUGCGCCCCAGGGAAGAGCUACUACGGCCGUGGGCCGAUCCAGCUCUCCCACAACUACAACUACGGGCCUGCGGGCCGGGCCAUCGGGGUCGACCUCCUGCGCAACCCGGACCUGGUGGCCACGGACCCGACCGUGUCGUUUAAGACUGCGAUGUGGUUUUGGAUGACGGCCCAGGCGCCAAAGCCGUCGAGCCAUGCUGUGAUCACGGGCCAGUGGAGCCCAUCAGGGACGGACCGGGCAGCGGGCCGGGUGCCCGGGUUUGGCGUGAUCACCAACAUCGUCAACGGCGGGAUCGAGUGCGGGCAUGGGCAGGACAGCCGAGUCGCCGACCGGAUCGGGUUUUACAAGCGCUACUGCGACAUCCUCGGCGUUGGCUACGGCAACAACCUCGACUGCUACAACCAGAGGCCCUUCGCUUAACUAAUUAGUUAUACAUAACCCCGCACACAAAAUUCAAUAAGAGCAUCAGAGCAUGGGGUAAGUUGUAACUAUGGUUACUUCUCCUGAGAAUCUCAAUAAACGCAUCCAAUAUAGAUGCUUUGGUAUUGAGGUUUAGAAAAAAUAUUGGCUCAUGCUUUGAGAUCA
Molecule: messenger RNA, 1181 nt
Organism: Hordeum vulgare subsp. vulgare (domesticated barley)
Lineage: Eukaryota; Viridiplantae; Streptophyta; Magnoliopsida; Poales; Poaceae
Product: 26 kDa endochitinase 1
Exons: 1
Coding region: 57-1016 (319 amino acids)
Biological process (GO): defense response to fungus; cell wall macromolecule catabolic process; carbohydrate metabolic process
Molecular function (GO): chitinase activity; chitin binding
Source: RefSeq, a predicted model, not a curated record